GAGCGCCCGAGCAGAGCAGCGGGGAAGCCACCAGUGGAAGAAGAGAGCUGGCAGAGACGGAAAAGAGGGAAAGACGGACAGAAGAGAGGCGAGACAGGAGAAGACGGACAAGAGGCAGGGACACGGACUGGCAGGAGCGCCGUCUCUCCUCGGCUCACCGUCCCGGUGCUCCCGUUAUCCUCGUGGAUUGUCUCAUCGCCUUCAUCUAAGGGAUGCCCUAUUGAUUACUGCUUCCAAACAAAGUCCAUGGAUUACAGCCACAGUGUUGUGAAGGCUUUGAUAAUAGCUCCGUCAACAUUAUGACACAUGUCAAGUCAAGAAGAGCCACAGUAGAAGACUGACAGGAGUUUAUUUUCCACAUUUCCGGUUAUUCUGGGACAUCAGUCUUUCUGUUUUUUUCUUCUCAUACGGACUUUGAGCAUGUUUUCUUGAUUGGUCUUUUGACCCAGCCACUCUCAACGUCUCUACAGUCUACGGCCCACGUCCUCUCAACCCCCCCUCACCAUGUACGGUAGCUCUCGCUCCAUCUCAAAGCUGGACGUCGUUGGAUCCAAUGGCAACGGGUCCGGGAGCCCCGGCCGCUCGCCGCGCCUCCCCCGCUCCCCGCGUUUGGGACACCGACGCAACAGCAGCAACAGCUCCAGCGGCGGACUCACCGGCUCCGGCAAAACCUUAUCCAUGGAGAAUAUUCAGUCUCUCAACGCUGCCUACGCCACCGGCGGCCCCAUGUACUUCACCGACGCGGCCGACGACCCGGUCGGCAUCGGGAGCCUGGGAAGCGGGCUGAACCCGCAGCUUCCUAAAAGCACCAUGACCCUGGGCAGAGCCGGGGCCAGGGUGCCCUACGGGGUCAGGUCGGCCGUCAUGGGCAGCAGUCCCAAUAUAAACACUGGAGGCGGAGGAGGAGGAGGAGGAGGAGGAGGAGGAGGAGGGGGGAGCAGUGGAGCGAUCGUGCCUAGUGACGCAAUUGCAUUUGGCGGGGAACUGCAAAACCAGCCCCCACAGGCGUCUACCGUGCCCCACUCCAUGAGACAGGUGAGAGACGGCGCGAUGACGGACCUACAGACGCAGUUAAGGGAAGUGCUGAGAGAGAACGAGCUACUACGCAGAGAACUGGAGGCCAAAGAGUCCAAGCUGAGCUCCUCUAUGAACUCCAUCAAGACCUUUUGGAGCCCAGAGCUGAAGAAAGAGAGAGCGCUCAGGAAGGAUGAAGCCACGAAGAUGGCCGUGUGGAAGGAGCAGUACAGGGUGGUGCAGGAGGAAACCCAGCAUCUUCAGUGCUCCAUCCAGGCUUUACAAGAUGAGCUCAGGAUCCAGCGCGAUCUCAACCAGCUCUUCCAGCCGGAUUUCUCCGGCGGCCUCGGGAACCAGGCCAUCCCCCCUCAAGAAAUGACGGAGGAGAACUUCCUGCGGCUGCACGGCGAGUACGAGCGGCAGGUCAAGGAGCUCUUCCUCCUGAGGAAGACCGUGGAGGAAAUGGAGCUGAGGAUAGACACGCAGAAACACACGCUAACUGCCAGGGAUGAGUCGAUAAAGAAGUUACUGGAAAUGUUGCAGAGCAAAGGCCUGUCGUCCCGGGCAACCGAGGAGGACCACGAGCGAACGAGGCGGCUGGCCGACGCCGAGAUGACCAUCCACCAGUUGGAGGGACUGCUGGAGCAGAAAGACAAGGAGAUGCUACAACUCAGAGAGGAGCUGCACAGGAGAUACGAAGCAGCGCCAGAGUCCACAAAAACCAAGGCCCUGCAGACAGUCAUCGAAAUGAAGGAUGCGAAAAUCAGCUCGUUGGAGCGCGGCAUGAGAGAGAUGGAGGACGAGUUGAUGAUGCUCAAGUCCAACGGAGCUCUGAGCAGCGAGGAACGGGAGGAGGAGAUCAAACAGAUGGAGGUGUAUCGAUCCCACUCCAAGUUCAUGAAGAACAAGGUUGAGCAGCUGAAGGAAGAGCUCGCUCACAGCCAAUCAGAGAAGGACGAGCUAAGGCAACGAGCCAAUGAGCUUCAGCAGGAGGUGUCUGCAAUGGAACAAGCGAAGCAGGAGCUGAGUCGUAAGGACAGCGAGCUGUUGGGUCUCAGGACCAAGCUGGAGACUCUGAACAACCAGUUUUCUGACAGUAAACAACACGUGGACGUUCUCAAGGAGUCGCUCACAGCCAAGGAGCAGAGAGCCGCCAUACUACAGACCGAGGUGGAUGCCCUGCGUCUCCGUCUGGAAGAAAAGGAGUCCCUACUUUCGAAAAAGAGUCAGCAGAUAUCAGAGGUGACGGAGGAGAAAAGCACUCAGCAGGGAGAGAUCGCCGACCUCAAGGACAUGCUGGACGUCAAGGAACGCAAAGUGAACGUCCUGCAGAAGAAGAUAGAGAACCUGCUGGAUCAGCUGAGGGAUAAAGAGAAACAGCUGAGCGGCCUGAAAGACCGAGUCAAGUCUCUGCAGACGGACACCUCGAACACAGACACUGCGCUGGGAACACUGGAGGAGGCUCUGGCUGAGAAGGAGCGUAUCAUCGAGCGGCUGAAGGAGCAGCGGGAGCGGGAGGACAGAGAGAAGGGGGAGGAGAUGGAGAGCAGCAAGAAGGAGCUGAAGGACUUGAGGGAGAAAGUCUCCCAGCUGCAGGCCGACCUGGCCGACCGCGAGACGUCAGUGUUGGAUCUGAAGGAGAAGGCUUCUUCUCUCGCCUCCUCGACUCUGAAGAAGGACAACAGGCUAAAAAGUCUGGAGAUCAGUCUGGAGCAGAAGAGAGAGGAGUGCAUCAAACUGGAGAACCAACUCAAAAAGGCUCAGAGUGCGGCGACGGAGUCCCAGGCCAGCACUGAACUCUCUGAACGCAUCUCCUGCCUGGAGCAGGAAGUGACCCGGCACAAGGAGGACGCUGGGAAGGCGCAGUCGGAGGUGGAACGACUUCUGGAGAUCCUCAGGGAGAUGGAGAAUGAAAAGAACGACAAGGAGAAAAAGAUCCACGAACUGGAGAGAAGUCCUUCCGCCUCUCACCUGUGGCGUUCUCAGCAGUCGCCGCGAAAACAGGCCCCUCCCCCUGCUGCCUCUCAGCAGCCAAUGGGGGGGCUGGUGUGGGACUACCUGGGCACUCUUGCCUCAAGACAGAUGAAGGACCAGUCGAAGAAGGUGGCCAACCUGAAGCACAAGGAGCAGCUGGAAAAGAGCAGGAACGCCCAGCUGAUGGAGGAGGCCAAGAAGAGAGAGGACAACCUGAACGAAAGCUCGCAGCAGAUAAAGGACUCCCUCCGUCAGAAGGAGGAGCGCAUCGAGGAGCUGGAGGAGGCGCUGAGGGAGAGCGUUCAGAUCACGGCCGAGAGGGAGGUGGUCCUCGCCCAGGAGGAGCAGGCGCGCACCCAGUCCGAGAAACAGGUGGAGGACCUGCUGGUUGCCAUGGAGAAGGUGAAACAGGAACUGGAGGUGAUGAAAGCCAAGCUGUCGUCAACGCAGCUCUCACUGGCCGAGAAGGAAGGUCACCUGACCGCCCUGAGGGCCGAGAGGCGGAAACACCUGGAGGAGGUCCUGGAGAUGAAGCAAGAGGCACUGCUGGCAGCCAUAAGCGAGAAAGACGCCAACAUCGCCCUGCUGGAGCUCUCCUCGUCCAAGAAGAAGAAAACCCAGGAAGAAGUGGCAGCUCUGAAGAGGGAGAAAGAUAGUCUGGUGCAACAGCUCAAACAGCAGACACAAAACCGGAUGAAGCUGAUGGCCGACAACUACGACGACGACCACCUGAAGGUCUCGUCUCCGAACGCGGAGCAGCCCAACAAUCACAAGCCCUCCCCAGAUCAGAUCCUCUCUCCUCUCCUGGACCUCAAUCAAAACCGCAGUAAAAUGAAGCUGUACAUCAGUCACCUGACCUCACUGUGUCAGGAGCGAGACCCAAUCAUAUUGCAGGACUUUGCCCCGCCCGCCUCCUAUCACCGCUCUGACCCCGCCUCCUGGCAUUCCCAGCUGCACAGCAUGACGCAGGAACAGUUGGAGGCGGAGCUAGCGCUGUGUGAGAAGGAGGGGGCGGAGCUCCAGGAGUACGCCAAUCAGGUCCUGCAGCAGAUCGCCGACCGAUGCCCCGACAUUUUGGAACAAGUCGUCAACGCCUUGGAGGACAGCUCCUGACAGACUAAUGCGCACACACUGACAGACACACAAAUAAACUCACAAGACAUUCAUUCAUCCACUCAUUCAUUCACACACGAGGUCAGAAGGCAAGCAAACAUGCAUCAAACCGACCCCAUAAUCCUCUGAUAGACAAAUAAAUGAAGGCUUUUUUUCUUUCUGUUUUCUCUUCGUUCGUCCCAAGUUCAGACGGAAAAGGAGCUGAAAGGAAAGAAGGUUGUGUUAUUAUUUCCACAGUGUCUUUUAGUCGCUAUCAUUUCAAACAUCGUUUUUCAGUUUAAAGUGUUUGUUGUCUGGCUGGUUAAUCGGGAAUUGUUGACUUUUUACGUGGAUUUCCGUUUUAAAAAAGAAAAACUAACAAAAAAAAAAAGAAAACACUUAGCCUUCGCUUCACGUAGCCAUCUUGCGUCCUGGCCAUCAGCAGUCAGACUUGAGGAAUAUAUUGUCAAACCUUUAGUGAAAGGGUGAGUUUUCAGCUCGUUUCCGAUGCCAGACUUACCCGCUGUUGCCACAUUGUUAUUUGAUUGGUUCAAACGUGUGUUUAUUUCAGCUGCCUUUGGCUCUUUGCAUCAUUUUGCUGCUAUCUUUUUAACUUUUAGUUCCCUUUUAUUUUUUAUUUUCACCCCGUUUUCUCCAGGUGUCUGAUGAAACGUCCCCGUCUUGUAGUUCCUUCCGUCGGUAAUCUCUAGGUAGUUGUGUAAAUUGCGAAGGGAGAGGAUUAAUUAGCGGCUUUCGUCGGGGGAGGGGGGGUAACGUGGUGACACUUCAAUCUUUUGCUUUCCACUAUUGAUGAAAUGAAUCUCGCAAUACUCCCUUUAUUAAAAAAAACUGUGUAAAUGUGUUUCUUUUUCUUUAACCUCAGAAGACGUGUCCAUGCUAAUGAGUUCACAAUCAUCUUUUAUGACAAUCCCUUUAGCGUGAACAUGAGGUCAAGUCUCAAUCGUUUUCCCUCGUUCAAACAUUUUUCUUUCUGUCUUUCACGGGAGGGAGGGAAAUAUAAAAUAAAUAUUACAUAUAUUUUUUUUGCUUUUCGUAAUAUAUAUAUAUAUAUAUAUUAAAAAAAAAACGCUAAUCUCGUUCAGUUGAAAACGUUGUCAUUUAUUGGUUGGUAUGCUGCAUUAAACGUGUCGAUUUGUUUUUGUUCUGGUUUGUGAAUAACCACAGAUCUGUUCCAUGAGGAGGACGCUGUUGCACCUACACGAGGCUCUGUGUUCACCGGGGACACUUCUCUCAGAAUCGGUUUCUUGUUCUCGUUGUUUACAGUGGAAGAAGUGACACUCUGCAUGUUUCUCACGGCGCUGACAGCCUUAGCAUGAUUUAAAGGCUCACAGCGCUGAGCACCGGAGGCUCGGGGAGGCUCAGAUUGUUUCAACUUAAAGCGAAAUUUCCUCUUUCCAAGAUUUUUUUUUCUUCUUUUUUUUUCUGUUUUCAGUCUUAUAUCGUAGUGAGAGCCGGAGCCUUGGCUGGCGUUGGGAAGCGUUUAGCUCCCUGCAAAGAAACACCUGGUGGACACAAAGCCUCGGAUUUACACUGCACUCUUAAAUCUGAUCGGACACCCUUACCUGAUCUUUAAAAAAAAAAAGAAAAAAGUAUUUCAAGCAUCUAAACGGUGUUUUAAAAUAACUCAAAUCCACAUGGGUGUAGACGAGGAGUUUCCUUUCAAACAUUACGCUUCAAAAGGAGGGCGGGCGGUUCGUUUUGGAAUGAAACUCCGUCAGAUAUGAGCUUGUGUUGUAAAUUCAGUAAUUUCUUGUCUGUUUUUUACUGAUAAUGUUUGUCACUGGGAACGAUGACGGCCGGGACUCCCUUUGAAUUUAUGUGGACUGUAAAUCGGAAUGAGAGAAUGGAAUAAAAUAUGGAUUUAUCUUUA
Molecule: messenger RNA, 5971 nt
Organism: Mugil cephalus (flathead mullet)
Lineage: Eukaryota; Metazoa; Chordata; Actinopteri; Mugiliformes; Mugilidae
Product: ELKS/Rab6-interacting/CAST family member 1-like
Exons: 24
Coding region: 505-4101 (1198 amino acids)
Biological process (GO): maintenance of presynaptic active zone structure; regulation of synaptic plasticity; neuromuscular synaptic transmission
Cellular component (GO): cytoskeleton of presynaptic active zone
Molecular function (GO): structural constituent of presynaptic active zone
Source: RefSeq, a predicted model, not a curated record